Messenger RNA from Aspergillus brunneoviolaceus CBS 621.78, 1281 nucleotides. Its product is annotated as Zn(II)2Cys6 transcription factor domain-containing protein. The record is from RefSeq and is a predicted model, not a curated record. NCBI's taxonomy places the organism in Eukaryota, Fungi, Ascomycota, Eurotiomycetes, Eurotiales, Aspergillaceae. The coding region runs from base 90 to 1250 and encodes 386 amino acids. Gene Ontology annotation, biological process: regulation of DNA-templated transcription. Gene Ontology annotation, molecular function: DNA-binding transcription factor activity, RNA polymerase II-specific; zinc ion binding. The transcript has 2 exons.
CCUUUCUCAUAUUACUGUACUCACCUUAUAGCAUCCGAUUCAGUUUCAACUUCCAGCAAGGUUUAUAUUACUUUGUAACUUGUAACUCAAUGACUCAACCUCCGUCCGGCGCGGCAUCUGACAGCGGGAGUCGGAAUCCAAGGCCAUCCCGAAGGCACGCCUGUGACCGAUGCCGCAGUCAGAAGCUCCGCUGCGAUCGGACAGCCCACCGCAUGAAUAUAUCAAUUGUCUGUGAUCGCUGCGCCCGAAACCAUUUCGCUUGUGUUACCAGUGCUCCCAUGCCUAUGGGCCGUCCGCGCUCCUCAAAUCCCAAGGCUCGUUGCCGUCGAAAAACCAACAAGACGUCCGAUGAAUUGGGAUCCACGACCCCACCAUCCUGUUCCACCAUCCAGCAGCCACCCGACCUCGCCAUGGCGAGGUUGGAAAUGGACGCAAUCAAUGAUCUGCCAGACCUCCAUUUCAAUCAGGGGGAUUUAGGCUAUGACCUUGGUUCCUUGAGCAUGGAUGUAUUCGACACCUUUGCUUUCGCCGAUAUGGCCAUGAGCUCGCAGCCUGAAGCAGUCGGCCCCACCAACUCCGCAGCCGUCAAUCCUCAGGAGCAGAAUGUUGAGCACUUGUGGAGGCUUCACAGCACACUGCCAGAUCAUGUAUAUCGGAUCGAAAGUCAGGCGAUAAGCCAGAUCGACCCCUCCAAAAAUGAAUCUUUGCCUGACACGCACCCUUUUGGACCGCAAUGGUCCGACGUCGCGAAUACACAGAGUGACCAUCCGAUGCACCAGAUGAUGCGCUGUUCACAGACAUUCCUCGAGAUCAUUCAAUCCUUUGUCUCCUCCUAUCGCCAGUCGUCCUUGGUAGCGCGAUACAGUCCCGCAGGAAACCUGACCGGCCCGCUUGCCGUCCUUGACAAUUUCGCAGGUUCUGUACCCUUGUCCGAUGUGCACCUGAACGGGUCGACGUUGAAAUUAGACGGAGUACAGCAGGUAACAACCGUCUUGCAGCUGAGCUGCAAUCUACUCGAACGCAUCGACCGCGGCGUGGAGAUCCUAUUGACAGGUGCAGGGCAUAUUCUAUCCGCUCCCGGGACGUAUAUGUCGGUUCUGGAUGCUCUGGUGCAGCAGGAGGCCCGCAGUGGGCGCGGACCUACCCUUCCCGACGGGUCGGGGUCUACCGGGGGCCGGGCCGCUCGACUGGCACCGUCACGCUUGCUUGUCCAGAAAAUCCGCAGGUGUAUUAAUAUUACUUGUUUGUGAGAAUGAUACGGACAAGGAGACAACUUCUUGG